Belonocnema kinseyi is the source of this 2093-nucleotide messenger RNA. RefSeq names its product zinc finger protein 726-like. The coding region runs from base 19 to 672 and encodes 217 amino acids. The transcript is spliced from 2 exons. NCBI's taxonomy places the organism in Eukaryota, Metazoa, Arthropoda, Insecta, Hymenoptera, Cynipidae. The record is from RefSeq and is a predicted model, not a curated record.
UUCAAGAGUGAUUUCAAGAUGUCUACGGGAAGACCAGCUGGUGAAUCAAAUUCUACUCUUCGCUGCGAUGACUUGUCAAAAUUUGAAACUGUUUUUUGUAUCGAAUACGAAAAUGACGAAACUUUGGAAAUAAAGGAUGAAGUCAUUCAAGAUCAAGGCAUAGUUACAAGCCGAAAAUGUGAUGAAAACUACGAGAAAAAAUCGUUUACUGUAAAUUUAAGAGAAACUAAUAUUCUUGCUGCCAAGAAGAAACUGCGCACCAAUAACAAGAAGCAGAAAUGUCAAAAAUUAAAACCGGAGAAGAAAUACAAAUGCGAAAAGUGUGGACGAAGUUAUACCCAGAUAGGGAAUUUAACUCGUCAUAAAAAAUUAGAAUGUGACGUAAUGCCACAGUUCAAAUGCAACUUCUGUGACAAAAGGUUCAAACGAAAUCCUAACCUUCGGCGCCACAUAGUUCAAGUGCACCAGAAAAAGUUAGAGGCACCGCUAAAGAAGUAUAAUUGCAUAAAAUGUUCGCGAAGUUACACAUGGCCAAAUGAUUUAUAUAAACAUGAGCGUUUAGAACAUUCAGGACUGAAACCAAAAUUCACUUGCGAUUUUUGUGGCCGCAGAAUGAAAGAAAAGGGUAACUUGGCCCAACAUAUUGCUUUAAAGCACCUCAAUAAGUCAUAAUCAUUUAUGCCAUAAACUUGUUACAUAAAAUUUCGGUUGCAAGCAGGCAGCUUAGUCUUUUUUUGGUCUCGCGUGUUGUCAGAAACUUACGCUCAUUCGUAAUAAAACCACUUUUCUGCCUUGAGGCACAAUAUACUAUUUCGCAUUAUAUUAAAUUUUUUGUAGAGGUGAAAACAUACGAGGUGAAUUACGGUUCGAACUGAAUACACCCGAAUCUCGGUUCAGCCACUCGCGGUUUAGUCAUUCUUAGAACUGGUGGCCCACGCAGUUUCUCAAUGCGCGGAAUGAAAGACGGUUGCGACUUUUGUCUGACAAAUACCAACAGCUUAGCGGAAAGGUGCAUUGCAUUCCAAUUGAAAACGGUUUAGACGACCCUGACUGUUUACAUUUCGAUACUUCCGACUGAGCAACAAGGCAACUUGCAGGCAACCCGUGGCACUGUGGCUAGACCGAGUCAGGUGUAAUAGGAGAAAGUGACUGUUAGUACUUAGUAUUUAAAGCAAAUGUUCUGUUGUAAUUUUUUAUUAGGUGCAAUAUCAAAAACGAGUUUUAUAAUUUUACUUUUUUCCACUUACUUGCUAAUUAUAAAUUGAACAUUUGAAAAAAGUGCCCUUGACAUGACUAUGAGAGUUUUGUCUAUCUAUUUAUGUAUUAUCUAAAAUACAUUUUACGUGCUUUUAUUAGAAGUUAAAUUCUGUACAAAGUGAAUAAAUUGCUGAUAGAUUAGGCUGGGGCAUCUAAGUACAGUAAAACUCUUCUAUAGCGCCGAUUUCGGGGCUGACGGUGGGUGGGACCUAACUCAUUAUAGCCCGCUCCGCUUUUGUUUGUUCAUGCCUGAGUGCUCGCCUGAGGGACAACCGCAGACUCCGCGCACCCCGCGCAGCUCCUGUUACACCUACCUGCAGCACGACGUCGAUUCCCAGAAGAACUAUAGAAAGGAGGCCUAUUGAAAAGCUUCACUGUAAUUUUUUUCUUUCAAGUUGCGAGCACAAACAAGUUAGUGCUAUUAGCCAAAUAACUUUUAAAUAAAUAGGGAAGUUCAUGCCUUUUAACAAAAUAAAAAAAUUUAAUUACUCGCAGUUUUUUCUUACGUUAGUUGUUAGUAAUGAUCAUCAUUUUCACAUGUUAAAUACUAACUAAUGUUAAAAUAAUAAAUACCAUAUAGAUCGUUUUCGAUCUAUAUGGUAUAAUUAACAAAAUUAAACAUAUAAAUGUUACUAGUUAACAGAUAUAAUACUUAUAAAUAUCCUAAGACUUACAAAAUUGCUGAUACUAUUGAGAAAACUGUUUAUUGCACUGGAUUAAAUUUUUCUGUGAAUUUACACCUUAGUUUAUUUCUUGUCAAAAUCACUUCACAAUAAUCAAUUUUACCUCAGUUACUUUUGUUAAAUGUAAAAUUUGGUUCUUAUACAUUUUGUUUA